Messenger RNA from Racocetra persica, 521 nucleotides. NCBI's taxonomy places the organism in Eukaryota, Fungi, Glomeromycota, Glomeromycetes, Diversisporales, Gigasporaceae. The record is from the annotation of a GenBank genome assembly.
AAAAAUUACAAUUAAAAAUAAUUAAAAAUACAUCUAAUGAUAUUCAAAUUACAUUUAAUGGAAAAAGACUAUCAUCAAAAAUGAAAUCUAAGAGCGAAAAUAAGGACAAUGAACUUAGCAGAUCAAUCAAAAUGAAUCCAGCUGUUACACGAAUGCAAACUGUAACCAUCCAAAAUUCCAACUUUCCUAAAGGUCAAGAUCUACAAAUAAGCAAGGUUGAUGCACAAUCAAAAAUAACACACGAAGUACCUCAGGUACAUCAGGCACAAUCAAAAAUAACACACGAAGUACCUCAGGUCAAUAUACAACCGGAUACCUCCAAGAAUAAUAUUGAUAUUAAUCGUAAUAUUAGUAAGAACGGUGAUAAUGUUGUAGUACCCAAAGAGUCAUCGAAAAUGUACAAACAAAGGAGUGACCUAAUAGUUUUUUCAGAACAAAUCAGAUUUGAUUACAAACAACUUGGGCUAAUGUUCGCGUCUAUGCUAUUGGCAUAUCAAGCUGGAAAAUUCAGUGGAUAUUGA